Molecule: messenger RNA, 3177 nt
Organism: Homo sapiens (human)
Lineage: Eukaryota; Metazoa; Chordata; Mammalia; Primates; Hominidae
Gene: RARB
Product: retinoic acid receptor beta
Exons: 11
Coding region: 494-1861 (455 amino acids)
Biological process (GO): retinoic acid receptor signaling pathway; regulation of DNA-templated transcription
Cellular component (GO): cytoplasm; nucleus
Molecular function (GO): DNA binding; sequence-specific double-stranded DNA binding; nuclear receptor activity
Source: RefSeq, marked reviewed
GUCUGCUCUCAGCGGCGGCGGCAGGGGCUGAGGGCACAGCCAGCGGGCGGCGCGCCGCGGACUCCAAGGCAGCCCGCCAAAAGAAUCCUGAACAUCAUCAUAAAAAGACAGUCACCAGUCCUGCUCAUCUGGAGGACUGUUCUCACAAUCUUCAGCAAGGAGAUAAAACAGAGUACUGCAGAGAUGAAGUAACUUGCCCUAAGACCCAUACCUGAAUUAACAGCUCUGAAAUUUGAAGGUGCUAGUGUCUCACUGGUCUUAAACUGCGAAGCUGAACGACGAAAGCAUCCUUCCUGUAAUCAGUGUAGCAAAAUGACAGGCAGAGAAACCAUGCUGGGAAGAAGCAAGGUCAUCAGUUGAACCAUCUUGACUUUGGCCCAGAACACAGCUCAGCCUCAACUCCUGCAGUGCAUUUGCCUCCCUCACUUUGGUUUAAGACCUGGAGUGAUGUGUUCCUGCUCCAGAGCACCUUUCUUUCUGUGAGGCCCGAAACAUGACCACCAGCGGCCACGCAUGUCCGGUCCCAGCAGUGAACGGACACAUGACUCACUAUCCAGCCACACCCUACCCGUUACUCUUUCCACCUGUCAUCGGAGGACUUUCCCUGCCUCCCCUCCAUGGCCUUCAUGGACAUCCGCCUCCGAGUGGAUGCAGCACCCCGUCGCCGGCAACAAUUGAAACACAGAGCACCAGCUCUGAGGAACUCGUCCCAAGCCCCCCAUCUCCACUUCCUCCCCCUCGAGUGUACAAACCCUGCUUCGUCUGCCAGGACAAAUCAUCAGGGUACCACUAUGGGGUCAGCGCCUGUGAGGGAUGUAAGGGCUUUUUCCGCAGAAGUAUUCAGAAGAAUAUGAUUUACACUUGUCACCGAGAUAAGAACUGUGUUAUUAAUAAAGUCACCAGGAAUCGAUGCCAAUACUGUCGACUCCAGAAGUGCUUUGAAGUGGGAAUGUCCAAAGAAUCUGUCAGGAAUGACAGGAACAAGAAAAAGAAGGAGACUUCGAAGCAAGAAUGCACAGAGAGCUAUGAAAUGACAGCUGAGUUGGACGAUCUCACAGAGAAGAUCCGAAAAGCUCACCAGGAAACUUUCCCUUCACUCUGCCAGCUGGGUAAAUACACCACGAAUUCCAGUGCUGACCAUCGAGUCCGACUGGACCUGGGCCUCUGGGACAAAUUCAGUGAACUGGCCACCAAGUGCAUUAUUAAGAUCGUGGAGUUUGCUAAACGUCUGCCUGGUUUCACUGGCUUGACCAUCGCAGACCAAAUUACCCUGCUGAAGGCCGCCUGCCUGGACAUCCUGAUUCUUAGAAUUUGCACCAGGUAUACCCCAGAACAAGACACCAUGACUUUCUCAGACGGCCUUACCCUAAAUCGAACUCAGAUGCACAAUGCUGGAUUUGGUCCUCUGACUGACCUUGUGUUCACCUUUGCCAACCAGCUCCUGCCUUUGGAAAUGGAUGACACAGAAACAGGCCUUCUCAGUGCCAUCUGCUUAAUCUGUGGAGACCGCCAGGACCUUGAGGAACCGACAAAAGUAGAUAAGCUACAAGAACCAUUGCUGGAAGCACUAAAAAUUUAUAUCAGAAAAAGACGACCCAGCAAGCCUCACAUGUUUCCAAAGAUCUUAAUGAAAAUCACAGAUCUCCGUAGCAUCAGUGCUAAAGGUGCAGAGCGUGUAAUUACCUUGAAAAUGGAAAUUCCUGGAUCAAUGCCACCUCUCAUUCAAGAAAUGCUGGAGAAUUCUGAAGGACAUGAACCCUUGACCCCAAGUUCAAGUGGGAACACAGCAGAGCACAGUCCUAGCAUCUCACCCAGCUCAGUGGAAAACAGUGGGGUCAGUCAGUCACCACUCGUGCAAUAAGACAUUUUCUAGCUACUUCAAACAUUCCCCAGUACCUUCAGUUCCAGGAUUUAAAAUGCAAGAAAAAACAUUUUUACUGCUGCUUAGUUUUUGGACUGAAAAGAUAUUAAAACUCAAGAAGGACCAAGAAGUUUUCAUAUGUAUCAAUAUAUAUACUCCUCACUGUGUAACUUACCUAGAAAUACAAACUUUUCCAAUUUUAAAAAAUCAGCCAUUUCAUGCAACCAGAAACUAGUUAAAAGCUUCUAUUUUCCUCUUUGAACACUCAAGAUUGCAUGGCAAAGACCCAGUCAAAAUGAUUUACCCCUGGUUAAGUUUCUGAAGACUUUGUACAUACAGAAGUAUGGCUCUGUUCUUUCUAUACUGUAUGUUUGGUGCUUUCCUUUUGUCUUGCAUACUCAAAAUAACCAUGACACCAAGGUUAUGAAAUAGACUACUGUACACGUCUACCUAGGUUCAAAAAGAUAACUGUCUUGCUUUCAUGGAAUAGUCAAGACAUCAAGGUAAGGAAACAGGACUAUUGACAGGACUAUUGUACAGUAUGACAAGAUAAGGCUGAAGAUAUUCUACUUUAGUUAGUAUGGAAGCUUGUCUUUGCUCUUUCUGAUGCUCUCAAACUGCAUCUUUUAUUUCAUGUUGCCCAGUAAAAGUAUACAAAUUCCCUGCACUAGCAGAAGAGAAUUCUGUAUCAGUGUAACUGCCAGUUCAGUUAAUCAAAUGUCAUUUGUUCAAUUGUUAAUGUCACUUUAAAUUAAAAGUGGUUUAUUACUUGUUUAAUGACAUAACUACACAGUUAGUUAAAAAAAAUUUUUUUACAGUAAUGAUAGCCUCCAAGGCAGAAACACUUUUCAGUGUUAAGUUUUUGUUUACUUGUUCACAAGCCAUUAGGGAAAUUUCAUGGGAUAAUUAGCAGGCUGGUCUACCACCUGGACCAUGUAACUCUAGUGUCCUUCCUGAUUCAUGCCUGAUAUUGGGAUUUUUUUUUCCAGCCUUCUUGAUGCCAAGGGGCUAAUUAAUAUUAACAACUCCCAAAGAAACAGGCAUAGAAUCUGCCUCCUUUGACCUUGUUCAAUCACUAUGAAGCAGAGUGAAAGCUGUGGUAGAGUGGUUAACAGAUACAAGUGUCAGUUUCUUAGUUCUCAUUUAAGCACUAGUGGAAUUUUUUUUUUUUGAUAUAUUAGCAAGUCUGUGAUGUACUUUCACUGGCUCUGUUUGUACAUUGAGAUUGUUUGUUUAACAAUGCUUUCUAUGUUCAUAUACUGUUUACCUUUUUCCAUGGAGUCUCCUGGCAAAGAAUAAAAUAUAUUUAUUUUAAA